AACCCAGACUCUCUAAACACCAUUUUAAGGAAGAUAGCCAAUGCAUUUAGAGAAGCCAUCUUAGAAGUUGUUACUGCUGCCAGAGCCUCUGAAAAAGAUACUAACUUAGUAUAUGUUGAGCUGCCUGGCAAUGUUAAUUUUUGCAGAAUUGAAGAUGAAGAGUAUGAACCUAAAGAAGAAGAAAAAGUAUUGGAAGAUAAAAUGAAGAAAAGAUAUAGGUUCAUCCUUCUCAGACCAGAAGCUUCAGUAACAAACUCUGUACAAAAUGGAAGGACUAUAGCUGCUCAUUGCUAUAUAAAGAUAAAGAAUAAUUUAGUAGUUGCUAUACUAGAUUCUGGCACUGCAGUAAGCAUUAUGUCCAAUAGAAUGAUGAGUAAAUUGCAAUUAAAAAUUAUAGAACUCUCCACCAUCAUAGUUGUAACAGCAAAUAGGACCCAAGACCAGGUUGUCAAGAUUCCGAUGUCAUAUGAUAGAGACCAUCCCUUUGUUAAAGUUGAUAAAGAUAAAGGUGAUAGAAUGUUCGAUGAAUUCAAAUAUGAAAACGAAGUCUUGGAUAAAGCUGAGGGAUUCUAUACUAAAGAAAUAUCGUCAAAUGAACUUGACCCUGAAGAUGAAUCUCUAGAAAUUAAGUUAAAACAAAAUGUAUGUGGAUUUCAUCUGACCCCAGAACAAAGUACAAAGGUUGAAGCCUUUUUAAAUGAAGAAAAAGCUAUUUUUGUAUAUGAUGCUAGCAACUUGGGUUAA
Messenger RNA from Cetraspora pellucida, 744 nucleotides. The record is from the annotation of a GenBank genome assembly. NCBI's taxonomy places the organism in Eukaryota, Fungi, Glomeromycota, Glomeromycetes, Diversisporales, Gigasporaceae.